AUGGCUGAGAGGAAUUUUACCUGGAUGACUGAGUUCAUCUUUGUAGGAUUCACAGAUUAUCAACCUCUCAGAGUUACCCUUUUUCUGGUGUUUCUUGGGGUUUAUGUAUUAACUUUGGCAGGGAAUAUUGGAAUAAUGAUUUUGGUCAAUACCAGCUCAAGUCUUCAAACCCCCAUGUACUAUUUUCUCAGUAAUUUGUCUUUCCUGGACAUCAGUUAUUCAACAGCCAUUGCUCCCAAAAUGCUGGUGAACCUCUUAGCAGCCAAGAGAAGCAUCUCUUUGUAUGGCUGUGCACUACAGAUGUAUUUCUUCAGUUGUUUUGCGGACGCCGAAUGCCUUAUUCUGGCUGCAAUGGCAUACGAUCGCUAUGUGGCUAUUAGCAACCCGUUGCUUUACUCAACACUCAUGUCUCGGAGGGUCUGCGUUGGUUUUAUAGUUGGGGCAUACGCAAGUGGGAGCAUCACCUCAAUUGUGCACGUUUGUCUCACGUUCAGGUUGCCAUUCUGUGGCUCCAAUCUGAUAAAUCAUUUUUUCUGUGAUAUUCCCCCAUUGUUAGCACUGUCCUGUGCUGACACCCACUUAAAUGAGCUCUUGCUUUUUCUUUUGUGUGGCUUUAUCCAAACCAGCACUUUUAUGAUCAUCUUCAUAUCAUACGUAUCUAUUCUCAUCACUGCCUUGAAUAUCAAGUCUUCGGGAGCAAGAAGCAAAACCUUGUCCACCUGUGUUUCCCACCUAGUAGCCAUCACUUUAUUCUACGGGUCCCUUCUGUUCAUGUAUUUGCGCCCUAUUACUAGCUAUUCCCUGGACACAGAUAAAGUUGUUGCUGUGUUUUAUACUGUAGUCUUUCCCAUGUUUAACCCCAUUAUCUACAGCCUGAGGAAUAAAGAUGUUAAAAGUGCUGUCAAGAAACUGUUACAGAGAAAAUGUUUUUCCAAAUGA
Molecule: messenger RNA, 939 nt
Organism: Ornithorhynchus anatinus (platypus)
Lineage: Eukaryota; Metazoa; Chordata; Mammalia; Monotremata; Ornithorhynchidae
Product: olfactory receptor 5AS1-like
Exons: 1
Coding region: 1-939 (312 amino acids)
Biological process (GO): G protein-coupled receptor signaling pathway; sensory perception of smell
Cellular component (GO): membrane
Molecular function (GO): odorant binding; G protein-coupled receptor activity; olfactory receptor activity
Source: RefSeq, a predicted model, not a curated record